Messenger RNA from Rhizophagus irregularis DAOM 181602=DAOM 197198, 1997 nucleotides. Lineage: Eukaryota; Fungi; Glomeromycota; Glomeromycetes; Glomerales; Glomeraceae. The record is from RefSeq and is a predicted model, not a curated record.
AUUAUUUAAAAAGAAAAAGAUUUUGGUUCGCUUUAUUAUUUAUCUUGUACACAACUUUUGUAAGUGCCGAUGAACAUUCUCAUAAGUAUGAAAAGGGUGAGGAUAUAAUAAUAUGGGUUGAUACUGUAGGUCCGCGUUCAAAUCAGCAAGAAACUUACGAGUAUUUUCAGUUACCAUACUGUAAGGGAAUUCAUGUUUCUGAGCACCAUCAUGAAACGCUAGGUGAGGCAUUGUUAGGUAUGGAACUGGUAAAUUCCGGGAUCGGCAUGAAAUUUCUGACAAACGAAAAAAAUGCAACUAUUUGUGAAAAGGAACUAACACCAAAGGACGUAAAUCUGUUUCGAUAUGCUGUUGUUAAUAAUUAUUGGUAUCAAAUGUUUCUUGAUGACUUGCCAAUAUGGGGAUUUGUUGGAGAAAUUGAUAAUAUUUCAGGCGAUGUGUUUUUGUAUACGCACAGAGAAUUUGAAGUGAACUAUAAUGGCGAUAAAAUUAUUCAAGUGAAACUUGGAAGUGGAAACCCUAUAAAAUUGCACUGGGAGACACAGGAUAUUCCUGUACGAUUUUCAUAUUCUGUUAAUUGGGUUGCAACUGAUGAUCCAUUUGAUACGAGAUUUGAUAAACUUUUGGAUACCGAAUUUUUUGAGCAUAAGAUCCAUUGGUUUUCAAUUUUCAAUUCCUUUAUUAUGGUUAUUUUUUUGGCAGGCUUUGUCAGUAUUAUAUUACUACGCAUGCUAAAGAAAGACUAUGCUAGAUAUGAUAAGGAAGAGACACUUGGAGAUUUGGAUCAUGACUUAGGCGAUGAAUAUGGCUGGAAACAAGUUCAUGGAGAUGUGUUUCGUGCGCCAAGAUCGUUACUACUUUUCUCAGCAUUAGUCGGAACUGGUCACCAACUAGUAUGGCUAACGCUUGUAAUCAUUUUAUAUACAAUCAUCGGAAAUUUAUACGCAGAACGUGCUACUAUUUUGACUGCUUCAAUCUUCUUUUAUACAUUAACCUCAGCGGUUGCUGGGUAUACAAGUGCAAGCACUUAUCAAGUGUAUGGAGGUCGUGAUUGGAUAAAGAAUGUUAUAGCUACGGCUACUUUGUGGCCUGGAAUACUUAGCGUAAUCACUAUAAUAAUCAAUUCCAUAGCUGUAUAUUAUUCUAGCUCACGUGCUAUUCCUUUCACAGUUAUGUUGGCAAUGUUUGCAAUUUGGUCAUUCCUUGUGUUUCCAUUAACAUUGCUUGGAGCAAUUCUUUGUCGUAAUUGGGCAAGUCAACCAAGUUUUCCCUGUCGCGUUAAUCCAAUUCCUAGGCCUAUCCCCGAAAAAGUUUGGUAUGCCGAAUCCCUUGUAGUUAUAGCUCUUGGUGGAAUCCUUCCGUUCGCAUCAAUUUUCAUUGAGAUUUAUUUUAUCUUCUCAUCAUUCUGGGCAUACAAGAUUUAUUAUGUUUAUGGAUUUAUGUUGUUUGUUUUCAUAAUUCUUCUCAUUGUAACAGCAUGCGUUACCAUAGUUAGCACAUAUAUUUUACUCAAUUCUGAGGACCAUCGAUGGCACUGGAUGAGUUUCUUAACUUGUGGAUCUACUGCAGUAUACGUUUAUCUGUAUUCUAUAUAUUAUUUUAUUAACAGAACCAAAAUGUAUGGUCUCUUUCAGACCUCAUUUUAUUUUGGAAAUACGGCUAUAGUAUGUUUUGGACUAUUUGUUAUGUUAGGUACCAUCGGAUAUUUUGCAGCAGACAAAUUUGUUAGAACAAUUUAUAAGAAUGUUAAACUAGACUAGUGAAAUUCUUUCUGCUUUUUUUUUGGAUACAAGAAAUAUAUAUAUAUAUAGUGUUCUUAAUAUUAUUUUAUAUUACUGUUCUUAAUUAUUAUUUUAUAUUACUAAUAUUCAAAUAACUGAUAAUAAUUAUAAUUAUUACUUAUUUAAAGACAAGAUGAUUUAUAAUAGUUUAUUUUUUAGAAAGAAAUAAUUAUCUUAUAAGUUCAUUAUUUUAUGUGAAUAAAAUUGAAAGCCAAA